AUUAUUUUCUCCGCUCAAGAGAACGAAUCCUUGGCAAUCGACCCAACGGUACCCAUCCUUGUUUACGUCGCCGGAGAUCGGUAAAUCGUCUGUCGUUAGAUAAUGGCGACGUUUGAGCUAUACAGGAGAUCGACGAUAGGGAUGUGUUUGACGGAGACUUUGGACGAGAUGGUUCAGAGCGGUACCUUGAGCCCUGAGCUAGCUAUCCAAGUCCUUGUUCAGUUUGACAAGUCCAUGACUGAAGCUCUGGAGAGCCAAGUGAAGACCAAGGUGUCUAUCAAGGGGCACCUGCACACCUACAGGUUCUGUGACAACGUCUGGACCUUUAUAUUACAGGACGCAAUGUUCAAGAUUGACGAUCGUCAAGAGAACGUGAGCCGGGUCAAGAUAGUGGCAUGUGACUCUAAGCUACUCACGCAGUGAGAGAUGUAUUAGAUUUUGAGUUUUCUUUUUCACUUUGUAAACUCAGGCACUUGCUAUAUGUUGAGAGCUCCAUUUGCAGCCAUCAAUUUAGCCUUUUAUAUGUACAUUAUCGGCCCAAAGACAUAUGGGACUCCUCUUAAGAUUCACCAUCUCUCUCUCUCUCUA
Molecule: messenger RNA, 588 nt
Organism: Brassica oleracea var. oleracea
Lineage: Eukaryota; Viridiplantae; Streptophyta; Magnoliopsida; Brassicales; Brassicaceae
Product: transcription initiation factor IIA subunit 2-like
Exons: 4
Coding region: 103-423 (106 amino acids)
Biological process (GO): RNA polymerase II preinitiation complex assembly; transcription initiation at RNA polymerase II promoter
Cellular component (GO): transcription factor TFIIA complex
Molecular function (GO): RNA polymerase II general transcription initiation factor activity; TBP-class protein binding
Source: RefSeq, a predicted model, not a curated record